AUGUUCAAAACUUUCACAAAGCUCUCAAAGAUGAGGUUAUGGAGACCUGCAGUCGCUGUCGAUGUCAAUGAUAACAAUCUGGACCCUGGUCAAGUUCCCGAUCUUCCUUCUAUAAGCCAGGUUGAGGAAAUGCUUAUUGCUCGGGUUCAUGUGUUUGUGGAAAUCCGUCAGGUUCGCGGCCAGCAAUACAAGUACAAGGGUCAUGUUGUCAACUUCCUUCAAGACACUGACCGCAUUUACAAUAGUCUUCCGCUGCUGCCCAAAGACCUUGAUAUCAUUGUUUUGCGGCCCUCAAAUACGUCUGCUGAUCCCCGCCUCUCCCAUCAAUUCCGUCGCGAUUUCACUGUCCGAAAGGCUGUUGUUAAACAAUGGCUAGCUUUUCUUCGAGUUAACCAUCCUGGCUAUGCCAACAUCGAUAUUAACCAGGAGGCUCUAGAGGCAUUACCAGUCAAUGAGGAUGUUACUGAUCAGCUAAUGAUUGAAGAUAUUGAGGAUGCUCAGCUGGAUAAAGAGAUCAACUCUGAUGAUAUAAAUAAUUCCCCUGAGUGUGCAGCAGUGCCUGAUCUUCUUGCCUGCAAUGAAGAAGUGGAGCAGCUUCGCCAGGAAUUUGAACAGGCACAAAACCCUGAACCAGAUCUGCAGCUGCAACCACAGCUGCAACAGCCACAAAUUCUGCGACACGAGUUGACAAUGCCAUCCUUCUGCAACACUUCCCUUGACGAGUUCAACAACACUCAUCCUCUACUCUCUUGGGCAUUCCCAAGUCUGUUUCCCUAUGGAAAAGCUCAGUUUACACUUCCACGCCAGCGCAGUAUUCAGUUGGAGUUCGUGGUCGGUUUUGAAACCACACCUGAAUCAGAGGCAGUUUUAAACUCCAUUACUCACUUCUCAUUCAAUCUUCGUGGCACCCGCCCUUUCUGGGCAAUGAAACGCCAACAGUUGCAGGAAUAUGUUAAGAAUUUGCAAUCUCCUCAUCUAUUUCUUACCCUCUCCACUGCUGAUUACCAUUGGGACGACCUCAUGCGGCUACUUCCCAACUAUGAAAACUGGAAAAACGGGACUAGCUCCGAACGGAUUAAGAUCUUCCGCGAAAAUAUCUGUGACAACCCUGCCAUUGUUGCUCAUUGGUUCCAUCUCCGUUUUACUAUCUUCAAACGGGAAGUCCUGACCAAGAAAUUUGACAUUGUAGAUGAGUGGGACCGUUACGAGUGGCAGGGUCGCGGUUCCACUCACUGUCAUGGUGUCUACUGGAUCAACGGCAGCAUUAACUCUGAGGUUGGCAGGCUUGAUGAAACUGCGCGUCAGGCUUUUGCAGACCACUGGGGGAUCCAUAUUUCUGCGCAAAACCCAGAACCUGGCCGUCAUUUACGACCUGAAGAUGAGUGUUCAGCAAUUGCUUUGGCAUCUUUCAAUCAGCAAAAUACGUUUGGCCACCUACCUUCAGUGCUCAAUCGAGUUCAACGCCAUCAUUGCAGUGCUAAAUACUGCAUCCGCAAGGAACGCCAUCAGCAACGUCAGUCAUAUACAAUUCAAGAAGAAGGUCUCACUCGUGGUCUAUCAUAUCUGCAAAAAUAUAAACAGCGGCCCAAGGAAUUAGAAGAUCUCACCUUUUUUGAGUUUUUGCAGGAGUAUAACCACCGUCCCAACCGAUACAACAGACGAACCCGUGCAAACUAUAGAAUAUUAAUAUACUUUCCUAUUUACAAACCUCAAUCUCAAGCAGAGGAUUACGGGCGGGUGAAACCACUUUUGCAUCAUCCCUUUCAUGAAGUUGAUGAUCUCAAAACUCUUGAUCUACCUUCUUCUUUUGAUACAUUUGCAGAGGCAUUCAACUACUGCAAAGAGGCUCAUGUUCAUUCUAAUGAUGCCUAUGACAAUGACAUUUCAGAGCCAGAGUCUGAGUUUGAGGAUGUUGAUGUUGAGAAGGAUGAGCUGCAAAACUCAUUUAAUGAGCUUGCGGCCCUGCUUCCUGGUGAUCCCCGCAACAUUACAGAGUUGAAUGACCUCAGUUUCAUUGGCAACCGCUCUAUCGAUUUCCUCUCUGUAGCCCUGCAAAACAUGGCUGCAGAAAAUGAUAUCCCAUCUCCAAUUCUCCACACAGCUUCAACAGGGGUUGCAGCUCAUACAAUUAGUGGUCGCACUCUACAUUCCAUCUUUCACCUGCCUAUUAAGCAAACCUCUCGUUAUGAGGAGUUUAAUCCUCAAACUCUUCAGGCGAUGCAGGCCGGCAUGCGCAACAUUCAAUAUCUCAUCAUUGAUGAGAAAUUCAUGGUUGAUCUAUAUCAACUUAGCUGGAUCGACCAGACCUGCAAAGCAAUAUAUUCUCACAAUCAUCAUCUUUCUUUUGAUGGUCUCAGUGUCAUUCUUUCAGAUGACUUUUAUCAACUGCCUUCUGUUCUGCAAAAGCCACUUUUUCACAGUGGAGAACUUCAGAAUCCGGACGAGAUUAACGGUCGUAACCUCUAUUAUAAGUUCAACCAAACCAUUCAGCUCACGGUUAUCCGACGGCAGGAAGGAAAUGAUCAAGAAUCCAAUCAAUUCCGCAUGGUUCUAGAUAGUCUUCGGGAAGAGAAUGUCAGGACUCAGUUCCCAAUUACUAUUGCUUAUGCCAUUACUGUUCAUAAAUCACAGGGUCUCUCACUUGACAAAGCUGUUCUCAACAUUAUGAAGAAGGAUUUCACAUCUGGGUUGACAUAUGUAGCAGUAUCGCGGCUUCUUGCAUUCCCUGCGGCCAUUACUUUUGACCUACCCAUUCAUUCCUCUCCACCAUCAUUCUCACAACCUCCGCAGCCCUCCCAAGCUUCCACAGCGUCUCAAUCAGUGCAGGAGAGUGAUGAUGAUCCAUACACAGCCAACAUUUGA
Messenger RNA from Histoplasma mississippiense, 2862 nucleotides. RefSeq lists its product with no specific name. Bases 1 to 2862 code for a protein of 953 amino acids. The transcript has 8 exons. Gene Ontology annotation, molecular function: DNA helicase activity. Lineage: Eukaryota; Fungi; Ascomycota; Eurotiomycetes; Onygenales; Ajellomycetaceae. The record is from RefSeq and is a predicted model, not a curated record. Gene Ontology annotation, biological process: DNA repair; telomere maintenance.